This is a messenger RNA of Kwoniella botswanensis, 939 nucleotides long. RefSeq lists its product as uncharacterized. Lineage: Eukaryota; Fungi; Basidiomycota; Tremellomycetes; Tremellales; Cryptococcaceae. Gene Ontology annotation, biological process: mitochondrial respiratory chain complex IV assembly. The coding region runs from base 1 to 939 and encodes 312 amino acids. The record is from RefSeq and is a predicted model, not a curated record. The transcript is spliced from 4 exons. Gene Ontology annotation, cellular component: mitochondrion; membrane.
AUGUCAAGACCUACACUGAGCCUUUUAUCACCCCUGCGACGGACGAUCAUCCCCUCUUCACGAUGCACCUUUCCCACUCGUCGUAUACCCCACCGAUCCGUCCGGUUCAACUCCACCACUGUCCCACCGAAGUAUACCACCAAAUCACAUACCGUUCUAUCCAACCUCCUGCGACCGACCACCCUCGUGUUGAUCUGCGUACCGAUAUUGACUGGAUUCUUGGGUGUAUGGCAGCUGCAGAGACUACAGUGGAAGUUGAAUCUGAUAGAUGAGGUGGAUAGGAACCUGCAGAAGGAUCCGAUGCUGUUGCCUGAUAAUAUUAACCUCUCAGCUCUACCAGAUUUCUCCUUCCGCCGAGUGAUCCUCAGAGGUAAAUUCAUCGGACCUCCGAUCUUACAAGGUCCUCAGACGAAGGAUGGGUUCCCAGGAUACCAUCUCAUCCUCCCCUUCCAGCGUGAGAGCGGAUCGACUAUCCUGGUCAACAGAGGGUUUAUUACUACCACCCGAGCGACGGCGAUCCGAGAAGGUCGACAACCUGCUCCUGGCCUCAAUAUCGAUGGAGGCAGUGACGGGGUCACCUACGAGAUCGAGGGGAUGUUGACCAGAGCUGGUGAGCAGAAUUUCUGGACCCCACCGAACAAUGUCAGGACGAACGAGUGGUUCUGGAAGGAUAUAUUGGGCAUGACGCAGUAUGCAGGAGGGGAAGCAAGGGGGAUACAACCUGUGUUAGUGGACGCUUUUGAUGACCCAGAUGCUGCUCCGACUUUGCUGAUGAACCAAGGUAUACCGGUGGGUAGACCCCCUCACGUCGAGUUGAGGAAUCAACAUGCUCAGUAUGCUGCUAUCUGGCUCUCACUAUCCGCUUCUACAACUGUCAUGCUGGCAUACGUCUUGACAAAGGGUAAAGGUGGACCCAAGAACAGAAGACCUAGGUUGUGA